Erythranthe guttata (spotted monkey flower) is the source of this 1647-nucleotide messenger RNA. NCBI's taxonomy places the organism in Eukaryota, Viridiplantae, Streptophyta, Magnoliopsida, Lamiales, Phrymaceae. The record is from RefSeq and is a predicted model, not a curated record.
UUGGAAUAGUACCUUGUUCGACAUUCAGAAAUUCCCUAGUGGAUCGGGUUCCGAUCUUUUUUUUCGUGUCGCGAAUUCUGAACUUGGUAAUUUAGAUAGAGAUGCUUAGUGUUUUUUCCCCCCCUUGGUUUUGAGAGAUUGUGCUGGUUUUAUUAAGCUUCCUUUGGUUGUUUUUUUAUUUGUUGAUGCAGAUCAUAAGAAAGACUUGAAGAAAAUCGUAAUAGCUUUGGUUGUAAUCGGCGUAACUCUUUUGUCUAUAUGCAUGUAUUUUUCGUGGAAAAGGGUAGUUAAGAAAAGAGGCGAAAAUAGAGCCAUUGUGCUCGGAAGAGCGGAAGCAUCAGAAUCACUCGAUUCGUCUCUUCAAGACACGUUAAGUAGGUUAAAUCUUGAAGAAUUACCAUUGUUUAAAUUUGAUGUACUCGUAGAUGCAACCGACAGAUUCUCCAAUGCUAACAAGCUUGGAAAGGGCGGUUUCGGCAUUGUUUACAAGGGAGAACUGGCAAACGGAAGAGAAAUCGCGGUAAAAAGGCUUUCUAAGGAAUCGGGACAAGGGAUAGAUGAAUUCAUGAACGAAGUAGUGCUUAUUUCUAAACUCCAACACAGAAAUCUCGUUAGACUAUUGGGUUGCUGUGUGGAGAAUAACGAAAAGAUGCUUAUAUACGAAUACAUGCCUAAUAAAAGCUUGGAUUUCUUUCUCUUCGAUAAAUCGCAAGAAAUCCUCGAUUGGAGAAAGCGUUUAAACAUCAUCGAAGGCAUUUGUCGAGGCCUUCUUUACCUUCACAGAGAUUCGAGAUUAAAGAUAAUCCAUCGAGACCUCAAGCCAAGUAACAUAUUGCUGGAUAAUGAUUGGAAUCCGAAGAUUUCCGAUUUCGGGAUGGCGAGAAUUUUCGGAAGCAACCAAGAUCAUAUCAGCACUGUAAGAGUUGUCGGAACAUACGGAUAUAUGGCUCCCGAAUAUGCAAUCGAAGGGAAAUUUUCCGAAAAAUCUGAUGUUUUCAGCUUCGGGGUGUUGAUGUUAGAGAUUGUUUGCGGAAGAAGGAACACGAGCUUUUACAAUCACGAAACCUCUGCCAAUCUCUUAGGACAUGUGUGGAAACUGUGGAGUGAAGACGAUGUAGGAGAAUCGAUAGACGUAAGAAUAUCGAGCCGAAGUUAUCGUACAGAAGUGGUGAGAUGCAUACAAAUAGGAUUACUGUGUGUGCAAGAACUGCCUAAAGAUAGGCCUUCGGUUUCGAGUGUGCUCUCAAUGCUUAAGAGCGAAAUAGCAGAGCUUCCGGAACCUAAACAAGUUGCAUUUUUUGCGUUGAAUUCGAACGGUAGUUCGAAUACGAGGGCAACUUCUUCUCAGCAGAGUCAAAGGAGUAGUGGCUCUGUGAAUAAUGUUACUAUCUCCGUCGUUGACGGUAGAUGAAAUAUUCGUAGUUGUCUCGAAGAAGAUUGUGAAUACAGAGAGUGGAAUAUACAUAGGGAUUUCUCAGCUUAUGUAUGUAUUUAUGUAUAGGCUCGUGUACGAGGAGGUUCAAGAUCGCUCAUCUUUAUUAAUUUAGGUUCAGGGUUUUUUUUUCUCUCUCUUUCGCGCGUAUAAGCUCACUCGAUCUACAUGUAUUGGAGUUUAUUGGAUUUAGUAAGCACGUGUUAUAUCGAAUC